This is a messenger RNA of Glossina fuscipes, 1756 nucleotides long. It is a transcript of the gene TMS1, whose product is annotated as serine incorporator 1. Lineage: Eukaryota; Metazoa; Arthropoda; Insecta; Diptera; Glossinidae. The coding region runs from base 227 to 1609 and encodes 460 amino acids. The transcript has 7 exons. Gene Ontology annotation, cellular component: membrane. The record is from RefSeq and is a predicted model, not a curated record.
AUGCACGCAAGAAAUUCAAUCAAAGCAUUUAGCUCAACACCUUGUUUUAUUAUCAGUCGUAUGUGAUUAUUUUAUAACAUCCCUGUCUUUUAAGUGUGAACAAUGCAAAAUUUGAGUGAAAAGUCUUAAAAGUUUUGAUUAAUAGUGUGAAAUUUCUAAUAUUCCUAAAAUAUAAGAAUUAAAAUUUAUAGUUGAAUAUUAAAUAUUUAAUAAGCAGUAAGCAGACAUGGGAGCUGUAUUGGGUUUGUGCUCAGCCGCACAGUGUGCUCUUUGUUGUACUGGCACAGCAGCCAGUCUGUGUUGUCAAGCUUGUCCUUCCUGUAAAAAUUCCACUUCGUCGCGUUUCAUGUAUGCGCUUAUGCUUCUGGUUGGCACUAUAUUGGGUGCUAUUGCUUUGUCUCCGGGUCUGCAAGAUACUUUAAAGAAACUGCCAUUCUGUAUCAAUUCCACCUCUUCGGUGAGUUCCAAGGCUUUGGAAAGUUUCACAAGCAAUUCUUUGCAAGUUGAUUGCGAGUAUGCUUUGGGUUAUAUGGCUGUAUAUCGCAUAUGUUUUGGAUUGGCUUGUUUUUUUACUCUGAUGGCUAUAAUAAUGUGUGGCGUCCGUAAUUCCCGCGAUCCCCGCUCUCAUAUACAAAACGAAUUUUGGGGUCUUAAAUUUUUGCUAUGCAUGGGUGCAACAAUUGGUGCCAUAUUCAUACCGGAUGGAGCGUUUGGUCCGGCCAUGAUGUGGGUAGGCUUAAUCGGUGGCUUGGCUUUCAUUUUAAUACAGCUUAUAAUCAUAGUGGAUUUUGCUCAUUCAGUAGCCGAAUCUUGGGUUGAGAACGCCGAAAAUAAUCGCGGUUAUUAUUAUGCUUUGGUUUUCGUAACUGUCAUAAAUUAUACUCUAUCCUUAAUUGGAUUUACUCUACUCUACGUAUAUUUUACUCAGUCCCACAAUUGUAGCUUAAACAAAUUUUUUGUCUCCGUUAAUCUAAUAUUUUCGGUAUUUGUGAGCAUUGCAUCUAUAUUACCAGCUGUGCAAGAGCGUUUGCCGCAAUCUGGCUUACUGCAAAGCUCUCUCGUGACUUUGUAUACCGUUUAUUUGACAUGGUCAGCUUUAGUUAAUAACCCGGAAAAAGCUUGUAAUCCUGGCAUGUUUGGUAUCAUUGAGGGAAACACCAACACGACCAUAGCUCCGCCUACUGUAAAUACGAAAGUUACUUUUGAUGUCACCAAUAUAAUUGGAUUGAUUGUUUGGAUGUUAUGCAUUAUGUACAACUGCAUACGAUCUGCCGUCGAAAUUUCCAAAAUUAGUGGUGAUGGUGAAAAGAGAGUUUUAACAGAAGUUUUAUCAGAUGCGGAAACGGGUACCGAUAAUAAAACUUCUGCUGAUAAUGAAACGGAAAAUGUUACUUACUCUUGGUCCAUGUUUCACAUUGUCUUUGUAUGUGCAACUUUGUAUAUCAUGAUGACUUUAACGAAUUGGUACAAGCCAAAUUCGGACAUUGAAUUAUUUAAUGCCAAUAUUGCUUCAAUGUGGAUAAAAAUUAUAUCCAGCUGGAUGGGAUUAUGUAUUUAUGGUUGGAGUCUAAUUGCUCCGGCUAUAUUAACUGAUCGUGAUUUCAGUUAAACGAACGAACUUUUUGUAGUUAUUGUCUUAUUUAUCGUGUGUGUGCAACUAUAAAAUAUAAAUUGUUUAUAUAUAGGAAGGAGAAUCUUCAAAAAUAUUUGCUAUAUCGAAAUUUCCUUUAAUAAGAAAUUCAACUUAAUUCAUAUG